Paramuricea clavata is the source of this 4425-nucleotide messenger RNA. NCBI's taxonomy places the organism in Eukaryota, Metazoa, Cnidaria, Anthozoa, Malacalcyonacea, Plexauridae. The record is from the annotation of a GenBank genome assembly.
AUGAGUGCUGAAAAAGAUGCAAAUAGUCCCUCGAGAGAUACUAAGAAUACGGAACGAACUCGAUCUGUAAAUUUUAAUAAUUUCAUUUAUGUCAAUUGUACAAGGGAACAGAAGACAUAUUUUAUGCCUAUCAACUUUUGCCUGUUGAACACCAGAUCAAUAAAUAGGAAAGAACUUUUUAUUAAUGAUUAUGUGUCUGAGAACGAUAUUGAUAUUCUAGCAGUGACUGAGACAUGGUUACGGGAGGAUGAUAAUGAAUUUUCUACUGCUGAAAUCUGCCCAACGGGGUAUCACUUUUAUCACAUUACAAGGAAAAAUGCACGAGGUGAAGGAGUUGGUCUCUUACUGAAGAAAUAUAUUAAAGUCAAAAAACAAUCUCAGAGAAAAUUCUCUUCUUUUGAAUAUAUGGAUGUCACCUUGAACUGCCGUAAUACCUACACCAGAAUGAUUGUCAUUUAUAGACCACCCCCAUCGAAGACUAAUAAAUUAAGCAGCUCAAUAUUUUUUGAAGAAUUCUGCAUAUUUGUGGAACAGUUGAUCAUAUUACCUGGCAAUGUAUUAAUGGCAGGAGACUUUAAUUUUCAUAUAGACAACAUUGGAGAUUCAGAUACUAUUAAAUUCAACAAGAUACUGGAAUCGUUUAAUUUACAACAGCACGUCAAUGGGCCAACCCACAAGAAAGGCCACACCUUAGACUUGAUUAUAACAAGGAAUGAAGAUAAAUUAGUGACUGGUAUCAGAAUACAUGAUCCAGUAAUAUCAGAUCAUCUUGCCAUACAUUGCACAUUACAGUUAGAGAAACCACCAUUAGAACAAGCUGAAAUUUAUUAUCGAAAAUUAAACAAUGUAAACAUGGAUAGUUUCAAUGAAGGUCUAAAAGUACUAGAUUUAAAUGACGAUUAUGAUCUUUCAGUCCUUAUUGAUAAAUAUGAAAAUACGUUGAAAGAAACAUUACAGCAGCAUGCUCCACAAAAACGACGAAUUAUAACUCUUCGUCCUUUAUCACCAUGGUACAAUGAGGAGAUUGGUCAAGAAAAAAGAAAUCGCAGGAAACUAGAGCGCCGCUGGCGCGCAUCUGGACUAUAUAUUGACAGACAGUUAUAUGUCAAACAAUGUGAGACAGUGAAUGCCAUGAUAAAGAAUGCUAAGACAACAUACUACUCAUCGGUUAUUUCCAGUAAUGCACAUAAUCAGAAAGUGUUAUUUAGUACGGUUGAUAAAUUACUCCAUCGAAAGCCAGAAAAGCGCUAUCCAACUGCGUCAUCAACGACUGAACUUGUGAAUAAAUUUUCAGAUUUCUUCAAUAAUAAGAUUGCUAUUAUAUGGAAAGAACUAGCCAUCGAUUCUUCCCACUGUAAUCAGCGAAAUCAAGAGGAACAAUAUGCACAAUGCGUUAAAUUCAUUAACUUUCAAGAAAUCACGGAACAUGAGAUUGAAAAUGUUAUUGAUAAAGUUGGUAAAAAAUCUUGUGAACUUGAUCCAGUGCCCGCAAAAAUCUUUCAAGGUUGUCAGAAGACUCUCUUACCUAUAAUUACUAAGAUCAGUAAUAAGUCACUUCAGUCAGGUUGUAUGCCUGAGAUACUAAAAGAAGCCGUGUUGAAACCAAAACUAAAGAAAGAUUCGCUGGAUUACGAAGAAUACACAAAUUUCCGACCUAUUUCAAAUUUAAAAUUCCUGUCUAAAGUAAUUGAGAAGGUUGCUGCCGGUCAGCUUCUGGAACACUUGGCUAAUAACAAAUUAGAAGAACCCUUCCAGUCGGCAUAUAAACGUUUUCAUAGUGCAGAAACAACCAUAAACGAUAUUCUUGUAGCCAUUGAUAAUCGUAAGUGUGUGGUGUUGCUAUUACUAGAUAUGUCAGCAGCAUUCGAUACUGUUGAUCACGAACUUUUAUUACAACGAAUGUUCAAAAGAUUUGGGAUAGAUGGGCAAGUGUUGAGAUGGUUUCAGUCCUAUCUUCAGAAUAGAACGCAAAGAGUAGUGAUUGACGGUGUUAAAUCUAUCUCUAAAGACUUACGCUGUGGAGUCCCACAAGGAUCAGUUCUCGGCCCUAUACUAUAUUUAUUAUACACUUCACCCCUUGGUGAUAUCAUCAGAGGUCAUGAUCUUGAUUUUCACUUUUAUGCAGAUGACUCGCAAUUAUAUCUCGCUUUUGAGUCAACCACUGAAGGAAAAGCGGGAGCACUGGUACAAAUCGAAAUGUGUGUAAAGGAGAUUGAUUUGUGGAUGGUCAAAAAUAAAUUAAAAUUGAAUGGGGACAAGACUGAGCUACUAGUAAUCAAUGCACAAAUCGUUUAUGCCCUGCUGUACACCAUAUAGAAAUAUCUAAGUCAAUAGUUCAACCAAGUACUUCAGCACGAAACAUCGGUGUAACCUUCGAUCAACACAUGUCCAUGGAUAAACAUAUUACCAACAUUUGCAAGAACUGUUUUUCCAUUUGAGAAAAAUAGCAAGAAUAAAAGAGUACUUAUCAAAAUCAGAUAUCCAAACCCUAGUUCAUGCCUUUAUUACAUCGAAACUAGAUAAUUGCAACUCUUUGCUAUACGGACUACCUAAAUUUCUUAUAGAUCGAUUACAGAAUGUGCAAAACUGUGCUGCUCGUCUGGUGACAGGAAGCAGAAAAUAGACCAUGUUACUCCAUUAAUGAAACAAUUACAUUGGCUCCCCAUCAGUCAACGCAUCAUCUAUAAAAUUGUUCUUAUCACGUAUAAAUCUCUGAAUGGCUCAGCUCCACAUUACAUUAAUAAUAUGCUAAAACCUUACACACCAUCAGCAAAUUUACGCUCCUCAUCCAAAGGAUUGCUUACCAUACCUUCAGUAAAACUAGUGAACUAUGGUGAACGAUCGUUCUCAUAUGCUGCACCGAAACUGUGGAACGAACUGCCAGAGUAUAUUAGAAAGAGUGAGACCUUGCUUAUUUUUAAAACCAGAUUAAAGACACAUCUUUUUAAACAGUAUUAUGACUAAGUUAUUAUUUUAACAAGAUUAUUAGCAAUUUUAUAGUAUUCUAUAUAGUUGUUGUUUUAAUAUUAUCAACAUACAUAACAUAAAGUAAUUUUAUAUUCUUAACGAGAAGAGCAUAUAAUUAUUUUUUAGUAAUUUUAUAGUAUAGUAAUUUUAGUAGUCAAUGCAUGCACUAUGUUCUAACACUUAGUAUAUAUUUUUAACACUUGAUGUUAAGCGCUAUUGAGCUAUGGGAAAUGGCGCUAUAUAAAUGAAUUAUAAUAAUAAUAAUAAUAAUAAUAAAUUAUCGGUACGAUAUUGACGGAGAUACAAGCAUUUGAUGUUGCAAUUAAGGCACUUUCAAAAUUCGCGAAAAUAUGAGAAAAAUCGGCUUAUUAAAUUAAUUGGAAAACAUGCACUUGCCACUUUCCUUGGAAACUUUUUAACUUCAUUGAAUACAGUCAAAAGUUGCUUGUAUCUUGCUUCUAAAGUCAAAAAUCGAACACCGUCAAUCGAUGCGGAUUAGAAUAAUUGUGUCAAAUUUCAUUCCGAUCAGACAAGUAAUGACGGAGCCUUAGGGUUUUUUCAAAGAGCGUCGCCCCCUAACAACAACAACAACAACAACGAUUAGCAGCGAUUGGGGACCGGUUCCUGGUCAAAAAAUUUGUAGUGAAAUUAGCGAAAACAAAAUAGCAGUUCGGUGAGAAAACUACGGUCUAUGGAGCGAGAACUCUCGGAUUUGAACUCAGUGUGUUCGAAAAUGUUAGUUCCGGUAAAAAUAUUUCAGAUCCAAGACAGGCUAAAUGAAAGUGAACGAUAUCUGGACCCAGCAGACGUACGGCCUAAUAAUUAACAAUUAUUCGCCGAAGGCGAGGUGAUUAUCGGUGGAUAAAAACUGAGACGAAGUCGAGGUUUUUAUUCACGAUAAUCACCGAGCCUGAGGUGAAUAAAUGUUUUAGUAUAAUUUCAUAGGUGAUUAUUUAGAAAAAAAAAUAAAAAAUAGACAUUUCUUCGUCAUUUAAUUGACAAAACGGCUUCGGCCGCCAUUUUGAAAAUCGCUUAGGUGAUUAUCGCGUAAUAAUCACCUCAACGGCAACCAAUCAGCGUGGAGAAUUUUCAAUAAUCACCUAUGUAAUUAUACUAAUUAGAAUUAUUAUACAUGUAGUAAAUUGGAAUAACAUUUUAAUUAAUUCUGACGUUUAGCCACCCAGCUUUCCCCACGCUCGCAGAAGAAAAACACGCGCAAGAUCUAUAGCCUGCUCGCAGCCCGAAAUUUCGUUCAAAUGAAACCGGCUGCUGAGCAGGUGAGCAAAAUCGGACUCGCUUUAAAACAAGUAUGAAAUAAACUCGACUCCGCCAAAUCUUCACUAUUUCAGAGUGAAAAAAUUUAAAUCCUUAUCAGUACAGAGAGCAAAUAAAAUGAAUCCUGCUGAAUCCAGUCUUGUUGUGAGAUCACGGAAACUGGGACGAGAUGCAAAACCAUAA